Messenger RNA from Ruditapes philippinarum (Manila clam), 4241 nucleotides. RefSeq lists its product as uncharacterized. Gene Ontology annotation, molecular function: mannosyltransferase activity. NCBI's taxonomy places the organism in Eukaryota, Metazoa, Mollusca, Bivalvia, Venerida, Veneridae. Gene Ontology annotation, biological process: mannosyl-inositol phosphorylceramide biosynthetic process. The record is from RefSeq and is a predicted model, not a curated record. The transcript is spliced from 3 exons. The coding region runs from base 327 to 1277 and encodes 316 amino acids.
CAAACAGAACGCUGUCCGAGAGUACAUGGUUAACUAACUUUUGCCAAAGACUUUAUUUGUGUGUAUCUCCGUGAUGAAAAGUAGAUCCAUUAAAACGUACACUAUGUUUGGACAAAGUAGUGGUAUUAUGUAUAUACCUUUAUAGUUUAGUUAUAUGAUUCCAAAAUCUCGCAAUAUAAGAUGGACAUAGAUUUUUUCUAUCAGUUAAUACACGAAACGUUGAAUGGAUAAAAUAGUUUUUUGUUGAUAUUUAUUGAACCUCAUACGCGCUUCUUAAAAUUGUAUUUUAUUUUGUGAUUGAGAGCUUAAGCACGCGCGUUACAAUCAUGAAGUUAUUCAACUUGAAGAAUAAGCGUUAUUUCGUCUGCUUUAUUUUCGGAUGUUUACUUUAUUUUUUCGUUAUACGUCAUUUGAUUUAUUUAUAUUGUGAGUUUAUAAUUAGCGUUAACGUAAACGUAGAAACUUGUGACAAAUGUUCGAUGAAAUAUCAAAAUGACGCUCGUAAAACAAAGAAUAUAUCAAAUAUUGUUCAUCAAAUUUUCUUCCCGGUGAAAAGUAAGACGCCGCCAAAGGCGCUAAUGGAUGCACGUGCAAGUUGUGUUAGACAGAAUAAGAAUUUUACUCAUUAUUUAUGGAAUGAGACGGAAGUAGUUAAGUUUAUUCGGAGGGAAUAUCCCCACAUGGAGAAAAGAUACCGGAGUUACGACUACUGGGUCCGGCGGGUCAAUGUUGCCAGAUACUUGAUAUUAUACCACUAUGGUGGGUGGUACGUCGACCUUGACAUGACUUGUGUUCAAAGCUUUUCCGUAUUAGCUGACAAAGCAUACAGACAAAAUAAAAGCGUGGUACAACACUACACCUUUCCCGUUGGAACGUCUAAUGAUUUCUUUGGUGUUACUCCAAAACAUCAGUUUUUACAGUCGGUGCUGGACCACUUACCAAACUCCAACAGAUGGUUCAUUUUCCCAUACUUUAACACAGUACUUACAACAGGGACAACGUAUAUGUGGGGGAGAUAUCUCAACUACCCGUAUAAAGAUGACUUUAUGAUUUUGCAACCGGAAGGAAUUAAAGAAUAUAUUGAACAUCAUCAUGACUCGGCCUGGCAUGGAUGGGACGCUCAACUUAUACGCUUUUUUGUCCACUAUUACCAUAUACUGUUAGCUUUAACAGUUAUAUUUAUAUUCAUAUAUGUGAGUUUUUGUGUUUGUAUUAGGUCAAAGGUUUCAAGGAAAUUUACGAGUGAUGUAAAUGACAAUAUAUCAAAGAUUUUAUGAGGCAAUGCCAGUAUACCAUUUUGAAAGUAUGUAUAUGUUUAUAAUUUGUUGGAAUUAUGAAUCACAGAUGUUACAUGUACAUCUAGUCAAAUAACAUAGGGUAUAAUUGAAAGCCAGAAGUGUUUAAAAAUUAUUAUAAGCUGCCCUAACAAAAAAAAAAAUGAAAUAAAAAAACACAAAAAAACAAAUAACACGUAACAAGAAGAAAAUGAAAAAUUACCGGAAGUUCUCUUCCAAGAUGGAAAUAUCAGGUCCAACUUGAAAUUAUGAAUUGUAUAAAGAUGUUGAACACUAAGUCAAUGUGGACAAAAGAGGCCAAACGUUUCAAAUGCGAUAAAAGUUUGUUCCUAUAUAAACCGGAAGUUCUUUUUUCGAGAUAGCGAUGUUAAAAGGUCCAUGGAAUUUGGAAUCUUGGAUAUGAAGAUGUUAUACAGUAACAGUUAAUCAAUGUUCACAGAAGAGGUGGAUUGUUUUGAAAGCGAUUAAAAAUCGUUCUUGAAUAAAAAUAUGUCAACCGAAAGUUCUUUCUACAAGAUGGUGGCAUGGGAACCUCCUUGGAAUAAGGAAUCAAAUGAAGAUGUUUUACUUACAUUGUUGAUAGAAAGUUUCAAAAACGAUAGCAAACCGUUCCGCAUCAAAAUUUGUAAAUCCGAAGCUUUAUUUAUUUUUAAGAUGGCAGCGAAAGGUCCACCUUAUAUUAAGGUACCUGAUGUACAUCUCCUAAAGUAAAAGUGUAGUGCAAAACUUUUUAUCCGUCCCUCAACUAUAAAAUGCAACCGGAAGUUCUAUUCCAAGAUGGCAACGUAAAGUUAUUUGUUGUUCAUAAUUUCUUGUGAACAGACAUAUCAACAAAUUGUGUUUUUGUGUUUUUUUUAAACAUUUAUCAACAGCCACAUUUUGUUCGAUCUCAGCUUUCUUAUUCAUGUAAAUAUAUUUCCCGAAAUACUACUCAUUAACAUUUUACACAAUUUUAAUGACCUAUUAAAUUUAGUGAUAUGUUUGACAAUGUCAAGCAGACGACCGGCACAAAUCAGAGUAGCGUUCUGAAACGUGCAGACGAUUCAUUUACCGACCAUAUGAUGUCAUAGAUAAUAAAAUCAUGAAACAUCAUUUUUAAAACUAGACUUAAUCAAAUAAUAGAAAUAGAUUUAUUGUAUUUAUUUAAAGUGUGAUAGAUUUAAACUAAUGAAAUAAUAACUUUUUUUCUAAAACUUUGUGUCUUUGUUUAUUGUUUUAUUUUCAACCCAUUUAAGGCCCAAGACCACAGUUAUUUUUACUGUACGUUUGUAUGUUCUAUAUAGACUAAUCUGAGAGAAAAAUAUUCGGUUUGCUGUAAAAGAUGGGUUGACUGGCUACUUAUUUUUAUUACUUUUUUUUUCACUUUUAUGAGGUUUGUACUGUCAAGACGGCCGGAAAAAGGCAAAGCACCCUUGUCAAAAAUCAUCAUGUGCAUAUGCCAUCAUUCAAAUUGUUUUCAAUUUAUCGAUCAUUUCAUAUUUCCUCUAGUAAAAUGUGCCUUUUCGCUAUGUUUUUUAUUCAAAAAUUCAUAAAUACCCAGUAUCAAACAUAGUCACUAUUUCUUGUGUAACUACUUCCGUAUUGUGGAAAAAAAGAGAAAAUAACUGUUGUCUUGUGCCAUGUAAAUAAGACAUUUUUCAAUAUUCUUUAUUCUUGUAUGUUGAGAGUUUGUAUGUUUUAACAAUUUGAUGAUGUCAAUGGUUAACAGUUAUUUAUUAGGCAAGACUUGCUUAACCAAAAGAAAAGAAAAGUGUUGAUCAAAUUAUGCAACCUGCAAGGAAGGCAUAAUAUAAGUUAUGUGUGACGUUAAAACAUUUUUUUAAAGUAAAAAAGUGAUAAAUAUAUUAGUUUGUUGUAUUUUCAUUGGCCAUUUAAAAUCGUAAAUAAAUCCCACAAAGUUAUGUUUUUUUCUAAAUAUAAUAAGUAGAUUUCGUUUUAUUUCACCACACAUCGUGAGACUGUUUCUGUGAACAAUAUAGUACAUGUAUUUUAAAGGGUUUUCCCCCAUUUCUACGUCCUAUGAAAAGCACGCUAUUCUAUCAGUCAUAUGAAUCUUUUGUCAAAAUGAACUACAUCGCAAUUCAGACACUUCUCAUAUUAAGACAUAUCAGGUUUCAUCCCAUUUUAUAUUAAAAAUGUCUCAUCACCUGCUUAUUCUUUUCUAUUUUAAAUGUAAUUCAAUAUUGAGAAUCUUUUUUUGGAAAAGAAUGGGUGCGUUUGUUUUCGACCAUAAGGGCGAAAAAAACUUUUCAAAAGUUAUCCCAAUUCGCAUUUUUGAAGGUUGUAUUAUAUAACAAGUCAUAAAAUUAAAUGACUUGAUUUAACGUUUAUGUUUUGUAUAUUGAAUAACAUUAUUUUUUAGUAUGUGCAAAUAUGCGAUUGUCAAAAGACUACACCGUCUACAUUUAAGUUCCCGUUUGUCUAUCUAACUAUACAAGUCUAUUCAAAUAUCUUUCCUUUAAGUUUUGGCCGAAGACCGUCUAAAAUCAGUUCGACUUCCGUAAAAUUGACAGGAAUGAACUGGAUAUAUGUAGAAUUUUUAUUGGUCAUUUCAAAAAUACAAGCUGUAAUCUGGGAAUCUCAUUGGCCAUUCUAAAAUAAGUUAAAUAAUAUAAAAGAUUUCUGAAAUGGUUUAUGAGUCUAAUUUUAAAUAAACCUAAAGGAGUUCCGGAAACGAAAUUUCGUCUUAAGUUUCUCACAUAUUAUAAGUUUUUUUCAUUUUCUAGUAAAGUUUUGCAGAUAUUCAAAUUUAAAUUUAACAUUUCUACACGAAUACAAAAAUGCGAAAUGAUUUAUGCAAGCAAAAUCAGAUUUACCCCGGCCAAGUUUCUUUUUUUUAAAAGAUACUUCUUGUUUACUUUUUGAAUUUAUAAAUGAUUUCUUACAGAGCUGCUGUGCUAGAGUGAAAUAAAUUAAACAACAAUUAAACGAUAAAGCAGUUUAUUG